Molecule: messenger RNA, 774 nt
Organism: Lolium rigidum
Lineage: Eukaryota; Viridiplantae; Streptophyta; Magnoliopsida; Poales; Poaceae
Product: thioredoxin 1-like
Exons: 2
Coding region: 1-525 (174 amino acids)
Cellular component (GO): cytoplasm
Molecular function (GO): oxidoreductase activity, acting on a sulfur group of donors, disulfide as acceptor; protein-disulfide reductase activity
Source: RefSeq, a predicted model, not a curated record
AUGCCGGCGACGGCGGCGAUAUCGCCCUCUCCUCCGGGGGCGUCCACUACUACCCUCCUCCUCCGCCACCACCAUGCCGCCACCUUCACCCCACCGCAGCCGUCGCGGCGGCGGCUGACAGGCGCCGUCGCCGCCUCCGCUGGACGCCGCGCCGUCGCCCCCUGCUGCAAGGCCGCCAAGGACCCCUCCGCCGCCUCCGCUACCGGCCACGUGGGCGAUGUAGGGGAACAAACAUGGGACGAGGACGUCCUCAGGUGCGAGACGACGGUUCUGGUCGAGUUCUGGGCGCCGUGGUGCGGACCCUGCCGCCUGAUGCACCCGAUCAUUGCAGACCUGGCCAAGGCCUACGCCGGCAGGCUGAGGUGUCUGAGGGUGAACACGGAUGAGAAUCAGGAGGUGGCGACGAGGUAUGGCAUCAGGAGCAUCCCCACCACCCUCAUCUUCAAGAACGGCGAGAGGAAGGAGACGGUCAUCGGCGCCAUCGCGGACACCGCCUUGGCCGCCACUGUCGACAGGUUCUUGUAAGCGCCUGAGCAUGCUGUAACAUACACAUCGAAACGAGUGAAAAGUUUUUCCAAGGAGGCUACCAGUCUAUCAUUUACUUACAUGAACUUCCAUGAAAUCAAACUGAGUUGGGCAGUUUGCAUACAAUGAUUGAUAUGCUAUCGCUGCUUUUGAAGAUCGUGAAGUAUUGAACCCUGCGAGACAAUGAUCAUCUGAUAUGCUAUCGUUGAUUUUGAUAUAUAAAGUGAGCAAUGAUAUUCUUCUCUUCAA